AUGAUUUUUCAAUCUUUUCUGCUAGGUAAUCUAGCACCCUUAUGCAUCAAGAUAAGCAAUUCGGUCGUUGUGGUCGGACUCUAUUAUGGAUUUCUGACCACAUUCUCCAUAGGGCCCUCUUAUCUCUUCCUUCUCGGAACUCAGAUUAUAGAAAAAGAACCCGAGAACAAGGUAUCCGCAGCAACAGGUUUUAUUAUGGGACAGCUCGUGAUGUUCAUCUCGAUCUAUUAUGCGCCUCUGCAUCUAGCAUUGGGUAGACCUCAUACAAUAACUUUCCUAGGUCUACUAUAUCUUUUGUUUCAGUUCUUCUGGAACAAUUUCCACCAAGACGAAACUUGGUAUUGGACUUAUGAGAUAGUUACCGAAACUACGAUGUUCAGCAUUCAAUGUGUAUUCCUGAAUCAUCUCAUUUUUCAAUUAUUCAACCAUUGCCUUUUCGCGGGUUCAAUGUUAGCCAGAUUAGUCAACAUUGAUAUGUUUCGGUGCAACAACAAGAUGUUAUUUGUAAUAAGUAGUUUUGUUGGUUGGUUAAUUGGUCACAUUUUAUUCACGAAAUGGCUUGGAUUGGUAUUAGUCUGGAUGCAGAAAAAUCCUUCUAUUCGAAGGAUUAUUCGAGAGAAUAGGUAUAAGUACCUUGUAUUUGAAUACGUAGAUUUAGCAGACUACCUAGAAUUUAGGUCUCAGUACGUUAGUCUUAUCUUAGUUAUAACCUGUUGCUACUAUUUAAACAAAAUGCCGUCACCUAUUGCUUUUAAAUUCACAGAAGCCAAAGAGAAGACCGCAACGUACGGAGAAAAGGCUAGGAGAGAAAUAGAAUGGUGGAAAGAGGGGGAAGAAAGAGAUGUAGAAAUAGAAAGAGCAGACAAUUCAAGAUUCAAAAAGAAUCAAAAACCGAAAAAUAGGAUUUCUUUUGAAGAAAUUCUUAUCAGUUUUUUUUUCGACCCAAAUCGGCCGGGUCGACCGAUUCGAUACGUAAAAGAGGCUGUCAGAACCGAAAUCUCACAAUAUUUUUUUGACAUAUGUAAAAGUGAUGAAAACGAAAGAAUCUCUUUUACAUCUACACCCAGUUUAUCCAUUUUUUUGGAAAUGAUAAAAAAAAGGAUAUCGGGCAAAAAAGCUUCACCCUACAACCCUUGGCGGUAUCAUCUAAAAAGGAAAGGUUUCACCGACGAUUUGCUAUAUCGAAUUAAAGGCCUAGACGAAAAAUCUAGACCUUUGAAUAUGCUCGAAACAAGGACUCGGUUAUGUAAAAACCCUUAUACAAAAGAAUACCUUGCAAAAAAAUAUGAUCCUUUCCUGAAACUUGCAAUACCGGGCGAGACCGAUGACGAGAAGAAGCGCGAAACUUCUGAUAUUCGUACAAGAAAAGCUGUGUGUGACGUAGAAUUUGAUACGCGCGACAGUGCUAAGGCUUCUGGUUCUACCAAUAAUCAAGAGCCAGAGGAACUAUAUUUUCUACGCUAUAUAAGGCGACACGACUGGGAGCAAGAUAUAAUCAAAGGUUCUCUGCGAACUCUCAGACGUAAAGUGGCAACUUUAACACUAUAUUACAAAGACCCAAAUACCCCUCUUUUUUUUCCCUACAACUCAAGAAGUUUGUUUUCUGUGGUUACUGGAGGUAUCUUCACUAUACUUUAUGAAGAACUCUCCGACUUAAAAUGGAGUGAAAUUUUGUCGAAGGCAAAGGCGAAAAGGGAAAAGAUAAUUGAAAAAAUUUGGGGUAAACGUAAGGAGAAGAGCGAACACGAAGAGAUUGAGGAGAUAGAGGCAGAAGUAGGAGAAACGGAAACGACCACGGAGGACAGGCGAAUGGAUAUAGUAGACUCCUGGGAUUUCAUUCCACAUGGAAUGCUAAUAAGAAGCGGCUUGUUAUGUUUUCAAUGUCUUUUUAGAAUGUAUGGAGUACCUUUACUCAUAAUUGCGAAAAAUUUUGUACUUUUUUCGGUCUUCCAUUCGAAGAUGAGAGACUUUUCCUAUCUUCUUUGUAUGACGUUUAUGGAAAGGAAACCGACUUUCCUUUUGGUUGGCCCCGAAGAAACUAUUCCUUUUUUCGACCCAUUUUUCCCAUAUUAG
Striga asiatica is the source of this 2073-nucleotide messenger RNA. NCBI's taxonomy places the organism in Eukaryota, Viridiplantae, Streptophyta, Magnoliopsida, Lamiales, Orobanchaceae. The record is from the annotation of a GenBank genome assembly.